Messenger RNA from Penaeus indicus, 3826 nucleotides. Its product is annotated as C-myc promoter-binding protein-like. Gene Ontology annotation, molecular function: protein binding. The record is from RefSeq and is a predicted model, not a curated record. Bases 110 to 3826 code for a protein of 1238 amino acids. The transcript is spliced from 21 exons. NCBI's taxonomy places the organism in Eukaryota, Metazoa, Arthropoda, Malacostraca, Decapoda, Penaeidae. Gene Ontology annotation, biological process: regulation of Rab protein signal transduction. Gene Ontology annotation, cellular component: cytoplasmic vesicle.
GCUGGACGGCCGUCGUCGUGGUGGGUAAGCGACCCUUCGUGCCUCGGACGACCCGCUCGACGAACGACCACGACUUCCUUUAAUUAUGGCUUGAAUUCGGUGUUUAAGAAUGGAAGAGAGGCGUGUGGCAGAGUACUUUGUGGUUGCUGGGCUUCCUGCCAACCCAACACCACUAAGAGAAUUUUCCUGCGACGGCGCAACUCUCAAGUCCACACACAGCCUUCCACCCAUCACAGACAUUGCCGUCAUCAACCGCUCUCUGGGCGAGGUCGUUCCAGAUGGAUACACAUGUAUUGAGACAACACCCACUGGUUUUGUCGCCAAUGUUAACCAUGGAGCUCUCCGUGCCUCGGAAAUAUUUCUCUGCUACAGAAGAGGGCGAGACAAACAACCUCUUGUCGAUGUCGGAGUUCUCUAUGAAGGUCGGGAAAGAGUCAUGGCUGACUCCCAGAUUGUGGAGUUCACGCCAAGUGGUCGAAGUGCAAACAUCAAUCCCUCAGGACAGACCACAUACAUGACAUACAGAAGAGCAAGUGAGCGCUCUGCCUGCAAUGAACUGGUCGUCUCAGACAUCUGUGUAAUCAUGACAAGCCGGGGGGAGCAGGCUCCUCACUCCUAUUGCACCAUAGACCGCAACCUCAAUAAGGGGACCAUGGUUGGGUCUGACAUCUAUGUCUGCUACAAGAAAUCGAUGCAUAGGUCCAACUAUAUUGCAUACAUGGCAGGGAUCCUGGACCACUACCCCAGCAACCACUACCCUGGGUUCCCCAUCCCCACAGACCUGGCCCUUUUUUGUCUACCCAUGGGGGCCACCCUAGAGUCAUGGCCAGCUAAGUCUGCUCAGCCACAGCCAAUCUUCUCUACCUUUGUUCUCACAGUCACAGCUGGGGGUGGAAACACAGAAGCUGUGGAGAAGGUGUAUGGAGCAGCUGUCUCCUUCUAUGAGAAGUACCCUCAUGAGCUCCUUACAGAUGAGCAGAGGGAGGCCCUCAAGCUGAAUGAGCACUUUGGGAGGAACAACAUAGUGCACACCAACAAGUGCAUCUGCAUCCUCUCACGGUGGCCGUUUUUUGAUACUUUUGAUAAGUUCUUAAGAUAUCUGCACACCAUGGCUAACACUGGACCACAUCAUGUACCCAUCGAGAGGUAUGUACACCAUUUUGUGGAGUGUGUUCCAUUUCCAAGUGCUCGAAAGCCAAGAAUACUCAUCCAGUUAGAUGCCAAAGAACGCAUCUCCCUUGCCCAGCCAGAGGAUUUGCCCAUUAAUCUCAGUGGAGCAAAGUUCCGUCAGCUGGUGAUGACUCUGCGUCCUGAAGGCUGUCUCCUUGUGCUCCUCUUUGCACUCACUGAACAGAAGAUUCUCUUGCACUCCCUCAGGCCAGAUGUGCUCACAGCUGUGGCAGAAGCUAUCACCAUGAUUAUCUUUCCAUUCCACUGGCAGUGCCCUUACAUCCCCCUGUGCCCCCUGGGUCUCUCUGAUUUCCUGAAUGCCCCCAUCCCUUUCCUCCUUGGCCUUGACUCGCGCUUCUUUGAUCUCUAUCACCCUCCAACCGAUGUAAUCUGCAUCGACUUGGAUACGGGAGCCAUGUCUGUACCAGACGACAAGAAGUUCCUCAUAACCAAACUCCUUCCUCGGCGUCCUGCGCGCACCCUGCGUGCCUCACUAGAAAGCCUCUGUGAGAAAAUCUACAAAUUUGAGAAAUUGCUCCAGAUGCAUCUGAAGGCUCAGAAGACAGAACCUGGCAUUGACACAGAUUUUAAGAUAAAAAGAAAAGAGCAACAACUGGAUGUGGAGAUUCAGGAGGCUUUUUUGCGCUUCACAGCAACCAUCCUGAAGGGUUAUAGCCACUACCUCCUGCCUAUAGUCUCCGCUAAAGCAGGGGCAGCAUGUGACACCUCCUCACUCUUUGACAUAGAUGCCUUUGUCAAAUCAAGAGAUAAGAACUAUCACAAAUUUUACCAGCUGAUGGUUAAUACCCAGAUGUUCAGCAAGUUCAUUGAAGAACGAUCUUUUGUGUCAGACAAGGAUGCCUCUCUAGCCUUCUUUGAUGACUGUGCAGAAAAGGUCUUAGAAGAUGACACCACCAUCAGACUGCUGGAGUUAGAGCCGGCCCAGAGUGAGCACACCCUGUUUCUCCCACCACCAGAGCCCAUCAGUCUCCCUGAGGGCAUGACCUAUUCAUACAAUGGAUUUCCCAAGUUAAAACCCGAGCUCUUUCCAUUGCUGGAACCAAAGCCAGUCCUUCCUCCCCAAGUUAAGCAGCCACAAGCCACCCCUGCCUCUCCUCUGGCCCGCCGCACAAAGCAUGAGGUCAAGUCGGCACAGAAACUUGCCUUAAGGCAUGCGCAGACACCCAUUUUAUGGGCCAAGUGUUUACUAUCUACGUGUUAUAGCCUUUGGUUCACGCAUCUCCCAGCCUUUGCAACAACACAGCACCAUAAGGCCAGAUUCCUGCAACUUGCCUUCAAGAUCCUAACCAACAUGCAGAAGCUCAACCUCUCACAGGCAGACGAGGUAAGCUACCGGGUAAUGAUGCAGCUGUGUGGGUUAUACUCACAGCCCAUCCUUGCUGUGAAGGUCCUGUGUGAGAUGAGGCAGCAUGGCAUCACACCCAACGCCAUCACCUACGGCUACUACAACAGGGCAGUCAUGGAGAGCAAGUGGACUCAUUCUAACCUCUUCUGGAAAAAACUCAGGAAUGUCGUCAUUGGUGUUGCAGCAUUCAAACGUUCAGGUCUAGAACGUUCGCAAAGAAGAAAAUCAUCAUUAUCUUUGGAUGAGGUGGACAAGUGCCUAACAGAUGCUGACAGUGCCUCAAGAGUGUCCUUGGAGAGCGGUGCCUCCCUUGACUCUCACCCCCCUGCACCUCAUACGAAGACCGACACCCUCAGCUCAGAUCCAGGCUACUGCUCUGUCAGUGAGACAAGUGAGAGUGUGAGUUCUCCCGGUGCGCCUCCAACAGCAGUGCCGGUCUUGAAAGACUCCGUUUCUGGGAGUGGUGUACCCCCUUCCUCCACAUCCUCCUCCUCCUUCUCCUUUCCUCCUGUCACAUGCCCCUCUCCCCUUCUAUGUAGCUCUGCUGCUACAACUACCACAAACACCUCAUCCUCCCCCUCUUCACCUCCUAUGUCCCUGCCCCUUCAGUCAGUCCCCACACCUUCCUCCUCAGCCCAGUCGGCCUUCCUUCCUUCCUCUUCUGCCACUGCUGCUAACUCAGAGUCCACUCAGCCCAAUGGCAAUGCUACAGCUGCCUGUGGCGAAUCACAUUCCAGUUUGUGCUCUCACUCAGUCCAUUCCACAUCAUCUUCCACAACAACAAGUACCACAACAACCUGCACCAGUGCCACUUCUGGUAUUCCCUCCACCACAGAGUCUUCGUACAUCUCACUAACUCCCUCCACCGUCUCCAUGGUGACGCCAUCCUUCUCGUCAUCAUCCUCAUCGUCAUCCCUGGCAACCAUCGCCCCAAUCCUGAGCACACUCAUUUGCCCGUCGCAGUCGUCCUCCUCGCCGUCCCACCUGGCACUGACAGGAACCCACACCUCCACCUUGAUGAGCCUUGACCCUGCCUCCUCCUCAUCCUUUACCACAACCUCCUCCAAUUCUGCCUCCUCCUCCUCCUUUUCCUCCUCCUGCGCCACUAGCCGAGCACUAGACUUCUCGGAGUCAGAUGCACUGAGGGCAAGACUGGGCAGCAUUGUGAGGUCCUCUGCAGCUGGUCUUGCCAGUGGGGCCGAUCUGCUUGUCAUUGAGUACAAUGUGGCGUUUCUUAAAUAUGGAGUACAAGCAAGACAUGCAGGAGUUACCAUGCAUGGCAUUGUGUAG